This is a messenger RNA of Symbiodinium sp. CCMP2592, 3075 nucleotides long. NCBI's taxonomy places the organism in Eukaryota, Dinophyceae, Suessiales, Symbiodiniaceae. The record is from the annotation of a GenBank genome assembly.
AUGGCUUUGCGGUUGGAUGUAGCAAGGAUGUCGCCGCCAGGCAUCCCUUGCGCACGCGUCUCUCGUCUUCCAGGACUCCCUGCCAGAUGGGCGCACGAGAGCCCAGAGGCCAAGGCCAGAGUUUACGCUGUGAUGCCCUCUGCCAUCUUCUCGGUCGCCGGUUUGGCUGGCAAGUGGAGGCUGGAGCGCCGGCUCCAGAGCUCGCGCCGGAGCCGCGGGGGCGAAGCAGAGGGCGGAAGCACGCGGCCCGCUGAGCCUGGGCCCGGCGAGGCUUCGGAGGACGGCGACUUCCUGGCGGGAUUCCGGGCGGCUCUUGGCAGCAGAGAGGAGUCCCUUCACCAGGAGCUGCGAGCCGUCCGCGAGCAACUCUCCAACGCGGAGAAGCGCAUCUCCGAGGUGGAGACGGCAAAGGAGACCCUGAUCGAUCAGCUGCGUCAAGCCCGGGAAGAGGUUGCAGCCACCAGGCGCGGCCGUCAAGGCGAGAAGGAGGUUCUGGCGAAGAUGGAGCGUGACAUUGCCACCUCAAGCAAAGCUCUGGAAGCUCUGCAGGCGGAGCGAUCCGCGCUGCAGGCAGCCCUGGCAAAGGCGGAGCAGGAGAAGCAGAAGUUUGCGGAAGAUGAGGCCGACUUGAAGAGCAUGAGGAACCGUGCCGAGACCAAGGCCAAGCAGGCGAAGGCCGAGAGGCGGAGUCUGGAGUCGAAGCUGACGGAGCUCGAGGCCGAGGCCAAUGCGCGAACGGCAGAGCUGGCCACAGCCCUCGCAGCAGAGAAGGCUGGAAAGCGAAAGCUCGAGGACCAGCUUGCAGAGGAGCGCGCCGCACGUGCCGCAGCCAGCUCCGAGCUGAAGCUUUCGACGGAGGCGCUGGAGCUGGAGCAGGUGGCCAAAGUCGAAUCCGAGAAGCGUUGGGAACAAAUAGCUGCAGACUUGUCCAAGCAGGCAUCGUAUCCGAGCAGUACCAAGGCUGUACAGCUGGAGCAGAAGUUGGUGAAGCUUCAGGAGGAGGCGCAGCGUAUGGAGGCUGACCACAGUCAGGUCGUGGCCAGCUUGCAGGCCAAGUCGGACGCGCUGGCGAAGGAGAACCAGGAACUGAAGGCGACUGCGACUCGCCUCGAGAAGAAGGUUUCCUCGGCGCAGAAGGAGGCAGAAAAGAGCGCCGGUUUCACAUGGACACCGCUAGUUCUAUUCCAUUGGGCUGAGGAGGAGCUUCAGCAGCUGUCAUCAUCGUUGAAGUCAGAGAAGGAGGCCAAAUCCGAGCUGGAGAAGCUCCUCCGCUCCAGUGAAGUCAAGCUGGCGAAGCAACAGAAGGCCCCGCCCGAAGUCGUUGCCAGCUUGCAGGCCAAGUCGGACGCGCUGGCGAAGGAGAACCAGGAACUGAAGGCGACUGCGACUCGCCUCGAGAAGAAGGUUUCCUCGGCGCAGAAGGAGGCUGAGGAGGAGCUUCAGCAGCUGUCAUCAUCGUUGAAGUCAGAGAAGGAGGCCAAAUCCGAGCUGGAGAAGCUCCUCCGCUCCAGUGAAGCCAAGCUGGCGAAGCAACAGAAGGAUGUAUCGUUGCAAGCAGAGGAACGACAGGUCGUUGCCAGCUUGCAGGCCAAGUCGGACGCGCUGGCGAAGGAGAACGUUGAACUGAAGGCGACUGCGACUCGCCUCGAGAAGAAGGUUUCCUCGGCGCAGAAGGAGGCUGAGGAGGAGCUUCAGCAGCUGUCAUCAUCGUUGAAGUCAGAGAAGGAGGCCAAAUCCGAGCUGGAGAAGCUCCUCCGCUCCAGUGAAGCCAAGCUGGCGAAGCAACAGAAGGAUGUAUCGUUGCAAGCAGAGGAACGACAGGUCGUUGCCAGCUUGCAGGCCAAGUCGGACGCGCUGGCGAAGGAGAACCAGGAACUGAAGGCGACUGCGACUCGCCUCGAGAAGAAGGUUUCCUCGGCGCAGAAGGAGGCUGAGGAGGAGCUUCAGCAGCUGUCAUCAUCGUUGAAGUCAGAGAAGGAGGCCAAAUCCGAGCUGGAGAAGCUCCUCCGCUCCAGUGAAGCCAAGCUGGCGAAGCAACAGAAGGAUGUGCCGAUGCAAGCAGAGGAACGACAGGUCGUUGCCAGCUUGCAGGCCAAGUCGGACGCGCUGGCGAAGGAGAACCAGGAACUGAAGGCGACUGCGACUCGCCUCGAGAAGAAGGUUUCCUCGGCGCAGAAGGAGGCCGACGAAAGACUACAGCAGCUGACCUCUGCCUUGGAGGCAGAGAAGGUCGCCAAGGCCGAAGCCGAGGAAGAGCUGGCCGCUGCUGGGAAGGCAGAGAAGCGACUCCAGCUUGAUCAUGAUCGAGCCGUGAAGAGCUUGCACUCGAAGUCGGACGCCAUGGCUGAAGAGAACGAGUCAUUGAAGGCCUCCUGCUCUGCGCUGGAGCAGAAAUUGGCGGACCUUCGGAAAGAGGCUGACGAGAAAGAGGAGCAUUCCAAGCAGGCGAUGGCGUCUCAACAGGCCGCCCGCGCCGAGCUGGAAGAGCUCGAGGAGCGCCUCACGGGUGAUCGGCUGCAGGCCGUGGCAGAACUCCACGUGAAGGCGGACGCCCUGACGAAGGAGAACACCUCGCUCAAGGCGUCAAUGACCAAGUUGGAGAGCAAGUUGAAGGCUCUCCGGAAAGAGGCUCAUGGUCAGCCGGAGCAUGCAUUCCUUCUUUCAUACUUCAAGACUUUGGCCUACUCUGCAUGGACAGCGUGUAAGCAAAGGAACGCGCAUCGAGAGCGCCCAUCACGGUUGGAGUCAGACAGCCCGUUGCCUGGUCCAUGGAGGCCGAGGAUCAGGCAGACCUGCUCGUGGACGCAGUGGAGGCGCAUCCAUAUGAUCUCUGACCUGUUGGAUCUGGGAUCCGAUUUCCCGCAUCUCCUGCGUGCAUCGGUCUUGAGGCAGCCCGAGAAGAAGGCGCAGCAGAGUCCGCUGCAGCAAUGGUGGAGGCUGUGGGCUGCGGGCUGCUGCGGGCUCUGGCUGCCGACAGAGGUCAAACUCGGCCGGGCUGCUGCCACCUGCUGCUCUCAGUCCUUCGAUGCCGGCGAGUUUGCCUCUGAUGUCCCAAAGAGGCCGAAGAGAAACUAG